AUGAGCGCCGGUGAGUUGCAGCAGGCGCAGCCCAGAGCCUCGGCGCCGGCGGCCGCCCCCGCGCCCCCGCAGCCCCGCAGCGCGCAGGAAGCCCCCGACAUGGCCGUGUACUGCAGCGAGAACUUCAGCGUGUACCCCCAGCCCAGCCUUCACCCGCCCGGCGCCGCCGCCGCCGCCGCCGCGGCCGCCGCCGCCGCUGCCGCCGCCGCCGCCUCCUCGGGGCAGCGGGCGGGCGGCUACGCGCUGGGGGACUACGGGGCUCCCGCCAACGCCGGCUACCUGUGGGGCAUGAACAGCCCCGCGCCCUACCUGCAGGGCCCGCCCGGCGCCGCCGCCGCCGCCGCCGCCGCGCCCUUCCUGCCGCCCGCCUCGUACGGCUGCUCGCGGGGCGGGCAGCUCGUGGGCUCGCCCCCGGCGCCCGGCUCGCCGUCGGCGGGCGGCGCGGAGCUGAGCUGGCUCAGCCUGGCCAGCCAGGAGGAGCUGCUGAAGCUGGUGCGGCCGCCCUACUCGUACUCGGCGCUGAUCGCCAUGGCCAUCCAGAGCGCGCCCGAGAGGAAGCUCACCCUCAGCCACAUCUACCAGUACGUGGCCGAGAACUUCCCCUUCUACAAGCGCAGCAAGGCCGGCUGGCAGAACAGCAUCCGCCACAACCUCAGCCUCAACGACUGCUUCCGCAAGGUGCCCCGCGACGAGGACGACCCCGGGAAGGGCAACUACUGGACUUUAGAUCCCAACUGUGAGAAGAUGUUUGACAACGGGAACUUCCGCCGCAAGCGCAAGCGGCGCUCGGAGCCCAACGCGCCCGCGGCCGCCUCUGCGGCCUCCUCUCUGGGGGCCCUGAAGGCCGAGGAGGAGAGACCCAUCCCAGCCACAGGCAAACCAUGUGGAAACAGCCCACCCCCCGAGCUGGACCCCUCACCCUCUGCCAGGGACCAUCCCAAGAGCUCCUCUCCCUCCAGUAUCAUUUCAUCCACGCCCAGCUGUCUCAGCACCUUCUUCAGCGGCAUGAGCUCCCUGAGCGGCGGGGGCAGCCGGCUCACGGGGGGUCUCGGCGGUGACCUGCAUCACAGGAACUUCUCUGCUGGACAGCUGAGCAGUGGCACUUUCACCCCUUCCAGCAGCUCUUCUCAGGAGGUGCCUUCCCCGGAGCAGCUGCAGCGGGUCGCGGGACCGUCCCCUGCCUACUACAGCUCCUUCCACCCCAGCAGCGGCAGCCAGGGCGCCCAGUACAACCACUACUACAACUUCACAGUCAACAGCCUCAUCUACACACGGGAUGGGACAGAGGUGUAGGUGCUGGGGCAGCCAGCCAGCGCUGCAGAGGGAAAGGGAGCUGGACCAUGCGCUUUUGCAAACAGCAUUUCAACGUGGACACUUCCCAGGAGCUCUCCCAGGAAGACUGAUCUUCUCACCUUUUGAAAUAAGAGCACCCCUAAAGCACCAGCAGAAGGCAGAUGCAAUGUUUUUUCCCCCAUCCAGGAAAACGUUAGGUGGUGUAGAUGCUUUGCCAUCUAAAUUCUGCAGGCGUGAACUGAAUUGAUGUUUUCAGAGGUUUCUAAUCCUGAAUGUAGAACAAGAAGUUUAAAAACCAUAGCCAUAAAGUGGUGUUGGCAAGAGCCAAGCGUAGACAUCCAGUGAGUUUUAGAAGAGAACAGGGAAAAAAAAAUGAAGAGAUUUCUUAUGAAGUGCCUUGUACAAUGUAUUAAAAAACCUCUUCUGCCAGCAAUUGCCUGUGUAAGCUCUUGCUUGUGCCCUGAUCCUGCAAUAUGCAAUGCACAGGGGGAAUAUCCUGUAUAAACACCCACCCAAAACCUCCUCAGACUC
Molecule: messenger RNA, 1824 nt
Organism: Zonotrichia leucophrys gambelii
Lineage: Eukaryota; Metazoa; Chordata; Aves; Passeriformes; Passerellidae
Gene: FOXI3
Product: forkhead box I3
Exons: 2
Coding region: 1-1293 (430 amino acids)
Biological process (GO): cell differentiation; anatomical structure morphogenesis; regulation of transcription by RNA polymerase II
Molecular function (GO): DNA-binding transcription factor activity, RNA polymerase II-specific; RNA polymerase II cis-regulatory region sequence-specific DNA binding
Source: RefSeq, a predicted model, not a curated record